AUGUUAAGUAACUGGGAACUUAGUGAUUUGGCUUCACAUUUAAGAAGAGAAAGAUUGUUUACAUCCUCAGAACAACAAAGUUUAAAAAUAUUAAAUGAAAAAUUGAAAGAUGUAUCUAAAAAUCUUGCUCAAUUGGCAUGGAUUUCAUCUCACCAAAGAAUAAAUCUUAAUCAUUUAAUUUUGGCCAAAGUUGACUGUUUGCCUGCUCUAUUAAGUCAGAGAAAUUUCACUGCGGAAAAUGUAGUUUUUGUUGAUGCAUAUAAAAUUAUCGGAUAUCAAGAUGCAUUAGCGUAUGGUGAAUUCUUAAGCAUAUUACAAAGCAAUGUUGAACUUGUUGCAAAUUGUUUGAGUGUUGGUGAUAAAAUUUUUCCCGAUUCAAUGCCGGAAAUUGUUUAUUCUCUUUCUGGUGUACUCAAAUUGCUGCAAAAAUUAACUGCUUUACAACUUGUGCCUUCGGAAAACCCAAGAAGAAUGUUAAGACAUGGAUCCUGUGCUUUUGCUCGAUUUUAUUCUUUGUUCCAUGAAAAUUUAUACUCUGCAAAAUUAUUUUUAACCGCUGCCUUGCAUUAUCCAAUAAUAAAAUUACUCAUGGAGGAUGAAAUGUUUUUAGACAUUGAUCCAGAUAAAGCUGUCAUUAGAUUUCCAAAUGAGGAGAGAAUAAAAAAAUUUGGUUUAGAGGGUACACCUGAUUAUACAGCUAAACUUCAAAAACAUAGGGAAUGGAUCAUAAAAAAAUUAGUGAAUUUAACUGAUAAUUUUAUAUUCAGUUUACAAGAAAACAUGCAUUGCUUUCCUACCAGUGUUUGUUGGCUUGUUAGGCAAAUGGCUGGACUUUUUAGAAAAUCCGGCUAUUUGGGUGAAAAAGAGAUAUAUGAAAUUUGCAUUGAUUUAGUAUUUACAUACUUUAUCUGUCCAGCUGUUGUUAAUCCAGAGCCUUAUGGAAUAACUGAUGUGCCAAUUGGUUAUAUAGCUAGAUUUAAUCUUAUGCAAGUAGCUCAAAUUUUACAAAUGUUAGCAAUGAGAAAAUAUCAAGAAAUUGAUGGUAAAGUUGCUGACCUGUAUGAUAAGUUCCAUUCUGAUUCUGUAUCUAGUUUUCUCGAUAGAAUUUUGGGUAAUUAUAGUGAAACUCUUGAUGAACCACCUCCGAAUGAAGACAAUACCGAAAUAGAAGGAAUAUUAAGAUCAGCAGCAUUAUUUACUCACUGUGAACUUAAUAAUUUGGUCAAAUUUUUUCAAAAUAUAUUAAAAAGUGAAAAUGAUACUUUUGAUAAAAGACAAUUAGAAAAUUUAAUAUCAAGACUACCACCGACGUGGACAAAUGGUUACAAAAGUUCUACUCCAAAACAUCAAUCUGAAAAAUCCAUGAACAGUGCUAGCAGCAGUCAAGAAUCUUCCCUUUUAAGGAAAUCUUCUGUUUUGUUGAGUAAAGUUAAUCGCCAAAGAAAUCAUACUUCAGCUUUAGGUGCUAAUUUAUUGGGAAAUCUUGACAAUGUUGAUGAUUCUAAAGCAGAAGAAGAACAGCCGUUACAAAUUUUGGUAAUACCUUUAUCUGGAAGAGAUGGAGAACCGGUUGGACUUUUACCAGAACAGAAAGUUUUAGAGGUUGAAGUCAAAAGACAAGCUGAUGCCAUUUCCAUUGGCGUGAAGGGAGACCAGACAUUAGGAAAAUCUGAUGUAGAAUCAAGAGGAGAGGGACAAGAGAAACGCACUAGAUUUUCUCUUUCUCAUGACGAGGGAUCAAUUGGAAACACUAGUGAUAAUCUUGAAGCUGUGUCAGAAGCCGCUUCUAAUCACAGUGGAGCUUCAUCGCUGGAAUCAGAAAAUGAAGAUCAAAAUGAUAACUUAUCAGACAUGGUUUCUGCAAAUGUAUCUGGUAGAGGAACACCCAAUAUAUCGGGACGUGAUACUCCAUCGUCACAAAUUACCGAAGGAGAUGAAGGUCGCGGAGGAGAAGAAGAAAUUCGGGGUAAUGUCACCGAACAUCGACAAGUCGUUCCAUCUGUUUCAAAACAAACCCGAUCCGACAUUGAUGAUAAAUUUGGAAAAUUUGAAAUAAAGAAGCAGGAAGUGUUAGGUGAUGAAACAAAGUCUUUGGUUAGUGAUACUUGGAGCACUGAUGUAUUAGCAAGUGAUAGUGAAACUGUCGAACAGUCCGAAAGAAAUUUUCCUCGACCUCCUGAAGUUGACGUACCUUCUCAUCCAUUUAUUCAACAUUCUUUGGAUGUUUCCGAAACGGCGUCUGAAGCCUGGAGCACAGACGUUCUCACAUCUGAUUCCGAAAGAUUGACUGAAGUUGACACGGAUGAUACUGCAAGUGUGGCCCGGUCAGAUGAUACGGCUAGCGUCGCUCGAUCAGAUGACACAGCUCAUUCAGAGUUUGGUAUGAGGGGAGAGGUCGAUGGUGGAGAAACUCCACCUCCGCAUAACAGUGCGUUUCGUCCCAUAAAGGAUUCUUCUAAUAGAAUUUCCUUAAAUGUUCCUCCUUCACCAACUCGAGCUGAUAUGUGGAAUGUAACCGGAAGAGGAGGAGUUAAGUCGGAUUAUCGAAGGAGAACUAUAGAGUUCGUCGAUUCUGGCAUAGCUAGAAACUUUAGCACGAAUAAUGUGGAUAGUAAUAGAAUGAUACACGUCAUUGACAAGAUGGACACAAAAUCUGCGGUUCAAACAAAUGGUCCAAUGAGAAAUGGAAGGAGUGGAUCUGCGCCUCGUUCCAGAUCACCUCAACCAUCCCAGUUGCAAUCUCUAUCUAAUGGUAUCGAAAAUCUUCUUCCCGAAGCUAAUUUAGUGCCUAAUGACCGUUCACAAAAAGUAUCCGUAGAUAAUUCUACUGUGGCUGUUGUCGAACAGGAAAUCGGAUUGCGCGUUUUACCUGACGGAAAUAAUGACGUCAGCGAAGAAGCAUCCGCUCUGUUCGACGACAGCGACAUUACUCCACCUUCCCCCUUAUUAUCUAAUGCAUUUGCUUCUUCCUCACACUUGCCUUCAAAUUCUGCAUAUUUAAAUAAUUCCAAACCUCAAGUUUCUUACGCGUUACCUUAUAAAUUUAAUGAAAUGAAAUUAAAGCAAGAGGGAGAUGAAUCUGAAAAGGUUUUCUUAAGUUCAACUAGUUUAGCAUCCACUAGCAGCAGCGGAAGUAAUUCGGGAACUGCAGCUCAGCCGCAACCAGUAGUAGUAAGAAAUAUUGAGAAAGUAAAUGCUAGCGUAACUGGAGCCAUUCCAAAAAGUAUUAGUUUUGAUAAGACAGCAGAAAGAGGUGAUAAGGAGUUUUUAGACGAAGAUCAAAAACAAAGAAAAGGAUUUUUUAGAAAUUUAAAAAUGUCUUUCAAAAGUAGAAAAAUAAAACAUUUUAAGGGAGAGGAUUUGGGUCGAUUCGAGGAAAAUAUUUCCGUUGGAAAUUUCAAAAUUUUCAACGGAGCCAAAAAUAGCAACGAACAGGAAACUCUAGAAGAAAAAGGUGUACAAAAUGGUGGAGAUGCAAUCGAAGACAUUUUAGCUAAAUAUAGGAAUAAACCUGCGACGGAAGCAGAAGUUUUAGUACCAACCGAUUUAAUUGAAAAAAAAUUAAUUGAAGCAGACGAAGACGAAGGUUUAUCCGAUGAAUCUCUUUUUAUAAAUGCAAAGAGAAAAUUAAGACUUGUUUUGUGCAAUUCUGAUUUGCACAUUUACAAUUCUGGAUCCGUUGUUUCAGAAGAUCAAUUGGUUUCUUUUCUGAAACUUCAAUUAGCGGAAGCGGUUAAUUUGCAAAAUCGAUCGUUGGUGUCUCAGCUGCAAGAAACUCUGCGUUGCGUGAGGUUGUUCGAUUACGAAGGUUGCCGAAGACUGUUCAAAUCCCUGAAAGAAGAUUAUCAAAAUCGUGCACCGUACAUUGCUUACCUCGUGCGAUCCAGGCAGACUCUUUUGUCUUCCAUAGCGCAUUUCGAAAGAAUGAUCGAAAGAGUAGAAUCGGACAGCAGGGUCUGUCAAAAGUUCCUAGUUGCCUUAUGUGUUCGGAUAUUUUUGGAGAGAAGAGAAGACAUUUGCCGAUCUUUUUCGAAAGAAUUUCAACAGUUGUCGUUGCCCGACGAGAAAACGGAUUUGCUCGAUAAGUUUUUAAUGGAGUUGUCUCAUCAAUUGGAAAAAGAUCACAAUUGGAUCGGUGCAAACGAUGCACAACUCGAACAAGCAAGAUCAAUAAUUGAAACUGCGAUCAUUAGUAGAGUGUAUCCGUACGCAUUGUAUCCCAAUGGAGACGUGGACAGAUAUAGAGAUCAUGUCUUACACGAGCACAUGAAAAACUUGGCCUCGAUAAUUACACCAAAUCAUAAAGCUCUUCAAAUUCCGAAGAUAUUUCACGUGGAAUGCCCCUGGCCUUCAGCUCAGGCUGAAAUAUCCGCCCUUGCAGCAUAUAAAACUCCUAAGGAUAAAGUCUCUUGCAUUUGUCGUUGCGCCACAACCAUAAUGAAUUUACUAUCGAUGGCUGUCGAUGGAAACGUACCUGCGGCCGAUGAUUUCGUACCUGUUUUGGUUUUCGUUUUGAUCGCAGCGAAUCCUCCAGCGCUUUUAUCCACGGUGCAAUACGUUGAUAGUUUUUACGGAUCGAGAUUGGAAGGGGAGGAACAAUAUUGGUGGACUCAAUUUUCAUCCGCCAUAGAAUUUAUAAAAACAAUCAAUUAA
Molecule: messenger RNA, 4653 nt
Organism: Pediculus humanus corporis (human body louse)
Lineage: Eukaryota; Metazoa; Arthropoda; Insecta; Psocodea; Pediculidae
Exons: 18
Coding region: 1-4653 (1550 amino acids)
Biological process (GO): vesicle-mediated transport; regulation of GTPase activity
Cellular component (GO): cytosol; endocytic vesicle
Molecular function (GO): small GTPase binding; guanyl-nucleotide exchange factor activity
Source: RefSeq, a predicted model, not a curated record